Molecule: messenger RNA, 3786 nt
Organism: Plodia interpunctella (Indianmeal moth)
Lineage: Eukaryota; Metazoa; Arthropoda; Insecta; Lepidoptera; Pyralidae
Exons: 10
Coding region: 116-1945 (609 amino acids)
Molecular function (GO): protein binding
Source: RefSeq, a predicted model, not a curated record
ACUGUUUAUUCCGACAAUUCUUUGUUUUCGUUUGUUGAGUCGCGUUGUUUGUAAAGCAAAAUAGUUUAUGAAAAUAAAUAAAUAUUACUUUCGAUAGUGCCGUUUUUGUGUAAACAUGUCGGGUUGUGAUGCACAGAAACCAGAAUCGUCAAAGGAUAAUAUCUCCACGACCUCUAUAGACGAGGGCCUUCCGCGAGAACUAAGCCAAUUAAGUCUAUCGAGUGCUUCGAGCCAGGAUGAGUUCCAUCGUGAUAAAGGACAUUCCGAAAAUACGCUAAAAAAUCUAUACCAAUACUUUCAGGCACAAAAAUUGUGUGAUGUAGCCCUUAUAGCUGGUGGAUGCAGAAUCCCAGCACACAAAGUAAUGCUAGCAUCAUGCAGUGAGUAUUUUGCAGCAAUGUUUACGGGCUCACUGAGAGAAGCUCAGCUGACAGAAAUAACUCUGGAGAGGGUUGACUCACAAGCCUUACAAGCUCUUGUUCGCUAUUGUUAUACUGGCACUAUUGAAUUGAGAGAGGAAACUGUAGAAGUCCUUCUUUCCACAUCCAGUUUACUCCAGUUGAAUUCGGUAAUGGAUGCAUGUUGUGCUUUCUUAAAAAAACAACUGGAUCCAUGUAAUUGCUUAGGAAUAGCGUUUUUUGCUGAACAGCAGUCCUGUAUGAACCUCCACAAAAGUGCUAUGGAAUAUACAUAUCAACAUUUUAUGCAGGUUGUAAAGCAUCAAGAGUUUUUGUCUUUGCAAGUAGAUCAAUUAGCCAAUUUACUGAAAUCUGAUGAUCUCAAUGUGGUGACUGAGGAGAAUGUGUUUGAGAGUCUCAUGACGUGGGUGCAGCAUGACAGUGAAAAUAGGGAGCAGCACUUACCUACUUUGCUUAAACUGAUAAAGCUGCCAUUGCUUUCUUCCGAGUAUCUCAUAGACAAAGUAGAGCUGGCCUGUGGUAAUGUCCCUGAUUGCCAGCCUUUGAUCAUGGAAGCUGUAAAGUGGCACCUCUUACCUGAACGGAGGUCCUUUUUGUUCUCACAUAGAACAAGGCCAAGGACCUCGACUAUUGGGCGCCUUUUAGCGAUUGGCGGCAUGGAUGGAUAUAAGGGUGCAAGUAAUAUGGAAAUGUAUGAUCCAAGAACCAACUCUUGGACACCCUUCAUGCGAAUGGGAGCGAGGCGGUUACAAUUUGGCGUCGCAGUGAUGCAAAAUAAGCUAAUCGUUGUCGGAGGAAGGGAUGGUCUGAAAACUUUAAAUACGGUGGAAUGUUUUGAUCUCACGUCGCUAAGCUGGAGCACACUAGCGCCAAUGAACACACACCGUCACGGGCUGGGGGUGGCCGUGCUAGGUGACGGACCCAACGCCCCGGUGUACGCCGUCGGCGGCCAUGAUGGAUGGAUAUAUCUCAACUCCGUUGAACGUUGGGACGCGUGCUCGCGCACGUGGACGAUAGUGUCGCCGAUGGCGGGCGCGCGCAGCACGUGCGGCGUGGCGGCGCUGCGCGGGCGCCUGUACGCGGCAGGCGGCCGCGACGGCGGCGCCUGUCUGCGCUCCGUCGAGUGCUACGACCCCAACACCAACCACUGGACCAACUGCGCGCCCAUGACCAGGCGAAGGGGCGGAGUCAGCGUAUGCGCCGCGGGCGGCUACCUAUACGCGUUAGGCGGGCACGAGGCGCCCGCGAACACUGUGGGCGGACGGCUGGCCUGCGUGGAGCGCUACGACCCCGUCGCGGACGUGUGGGUGCUGCUGGCGCGGCUGUCACUCGGACGGGACGCCAUCGGCUCAUGUCUGCUGGGCGACAGGAUCGUGGCUGUCGGUGGGUACGAUGGCGUGCAAUACCUCUGCGUAGUGGAAGUAUACGAUGCAGAGUCCAACAGCUGGCGAAAGCUGGCGCCACUGAGCACGGGCCGCGCGGGCGCCGCCGUCGUUGCCGUGCCGCCGCCCCGCAACCUCUUCUGAUACUUCCACAAUGACCAGUGUGAGGUCUACAUAAUAGGCUGAGCGCACUGGCUGGAAAUAUUUUAAAUGACGUGAGAUUCGAAUUUAGAUUUCGAACACCACGCUCCUAUUUUGACAUUUCUGCGCUGUAACGAAUCCGCUUAUUCACCCCCAAUAUUGCCACUGAUUUAAGGCCGUGUGUAGGCCAAAGGCCACGGAAUCUCUUCUGAUACUUCCACAACGACCAGUCUACAUUAUAGGCUGAUCGCAUUGGCUGGAAAUUUCUGUUGUGUGGUUCGAAUUUAGAUUUCGAACAGCACACGCUUCUGUGUUUUAAACCAAUUUUAGGUACUUAAAUAGGUAAUUCGACUGCCUAUAGAUAUUACGUACCUUACGUACUUUGUUUUUGCGUGAUCAAUCGUGAUGAUUUAAAUUUUGAAUAUUAGCGAUAUCUAUUUACCCAUUGAAUCGCUUCGGCCACAAUGCAGGCUAUUGUCGUUUAUGUUGUGCGCAUGUCCCGCGCACAUGCGAAUUCGCUAUUCGCUAGUGUUAGCAACUUCAGUUAUUCAUAAAGUAGUAAAUUGCAACUAAUUAAUCUGGCGACUACUGGAAAUUACACAUACAUAUAUUCGCGUAGGUGCCACUAUGUAUAAUACUUAAGGCAACCUCGCUUUCUCAAAUUGCUUAUAUGGGUAGAGUAAUUAUUUGCUGACCCCAGUUUUACAUCUAUGUAUUGUAUGUAACCAUGUAUGUUAACGUAUAGCAUCCGUAUUUUAGCAUUUCUUAAAAACUAAACUUUGAUAUAACAAAGGUAACAUAUAUAAUGAUAUGUUUAAACGGAAUUUAACUAAAUAUUGAGUGCCAAAUAUAGCAGCAUUUAGAAAUGUAUUAAGUAAUUGGUUUGUUAAAAAUUAUAUAAUUACCUAAACUCAAUUCGGAAUUAAUAUUAGAAUUCAUAUCAUUGAGAAAAACUGAGAGUUCUUAAAUAUACAGUACAGUUAGGUUUCAGCUGAAGUUAGUGCUUACUUAUCCACUAAAGAUAAUGUAACCUUCCAAUAAAACACAUUAUUCUUUUUAGCAUGCGGUAUGUACUUACACGAUGUGAUUCGCAACGCAACAUCUUUUAAAAUAUUGAUAUUUGAUCUCAUUAAGACUUAAUGUUAUAUGAACUUUAGUCUAGCUUUUUAUAACAAACAAACAUAUAUGUAUAUGUAAUGUAAUAUUAAUGUUUCGUGCACUACACUAUUUUAGAGACUGUUAGCAAUUAUCGUAUAAACCAGUGCAUAUUUUCAUAAGAGAAAAUAAUACCUACUAAAAAAAUAGGUGGUAUAUUUUUUCUCAUGUUGCAUAAAAUCCAAUUGAAGAAAUUAGUUUAUUUUUAUUAUGAAGAAUGGUGUACAUUAGUAAUUUGUGAUGUUUGUAAAUGACUGUAUAGAAAAUUGAAGUCCCCUGCAAUAUUUUUAGAGGCUAUAUUUUUGUAUUUUAAGAACAAAUAGGUACAUUAACUGAGAAAAACUUCAAGGUAUUUUUUCACAUCACCUAUGAUGUGAAAAAUGCUCUAUAUUAUCAUUAUUAAUCUAUAUUAAUAAGUUUUAAAUUUUGACUUUUCAGUUAAUUUAUUUCCAAAUGCAUUUUUGGGGGGACGAACCUGUGAUGUUAGUGCUAGGAGACCCGCUAGAUGUGAGAAAAUUAUUAGAAAUGUGAUUAUAACUCAACCUUUUAUAUGUACUUAGAUCUAAAGAUGUAGCUGUAUAUUAAAGUUAGUAAAUGGAUAGAUUAGAAACAUCAGCUUUUCAGAUUGUACUAUUUGAUGUUUAUAUUUGAUUAUUUUUCUGUAAGAAUAAAUCAUAUAUUUCCUGAAA